GUAUAAUAAUAAUUAUCGUUUUUUUAAAUUUAUUUGAAAUGAAAUCUUUCUUCUUUACUACUUCCGUUCAGUACAUAGGAAACGUAGUUUCUACCAUUUUGACUUUCUUUCCCAAGAGGGACUUCUAGGCUCCAUCAUGAGUUCUUUAAAACUACAAAAGAGGCUUGCAGCCUCUGUUAUGCGAUGUGGUAAAAAAAAGGUUUGGUUGGAUCCAAAUGAAAUCAACGAAAUUGCAAAUACAAACUCACGGCAAAGUAUUAGAAAGUUAAUUAAAGAUGGUCUUAUUAUUAAGAAACCUGUUGCUGUCCACUCUAGAGCUCGAGUUCGUAAAAAUACUGAAGCUAGACGUAAAGGACGUCAUUGUGGUUUUGGUAAAAGAAAAGGUACAGCAAAUGCUCGUACACCGCAAAAGGAUUUAUGGAUUCAAAGAAUGCGAGUUCUCCGUAGACUGUUAAAAAAAUAUCGUGAAACGAAAAAGAUUGACAGACAUUUAUAUCAUUCCCUAUAUAUGAAAGCUAAGGGUAAUGUAUUUAAGAAUAAAAGAGUUCUAAUGGAAUUCAUUCAUAAAAAGAAAGCUGAAAAAGCGAGAGCCGAGAUGCUUUCAGAUCAAGCUGAGGCGCGUCGUACUAAAGUUAGAGAAGCGCGUAAGCGUAGAGCAGAGCGAAUUGCUACGAAAAAACAAGAAUUGUUACAAUCUUAUCAACGAGAAGAUGAAGCUGCAGCAGCGCAAAAAAAAUGAUCUAACAAUUUUACAAAUUAUUAUAUAAAUAAAAUCUAAAAAAAAAAUAUUAAUAUUUUUAUUC
Molecule: messenger RNA, 803 nt
Organism: Apis florea (little honeybee)
Lineage: Eukaryota; Metazoa; Arthropoda; Insecta; Hymenoptera; Apidae
Gene: RpL19
Product: ribosomal protein L19
Biological process (GO): translation
Cellular component (GO): ribosome; cytosolic large ribosomal subunit
Molecular function (GO): structural constituent of ribosome; RNA binding
Source: RefSeq, a predicted model, not a curated record